Messenger RNA from Zea mays, 1334 nucleotides. Its product is annotated as short-chain dehydrogenase/reductase SDR. Gene Ontology annotation, biological process: PSII associated light-harvesting complex II catabolic process; chlorophyll catabolic process. NCBI's taxonomy places the organism in Eukaryota, Viridiplantae, Streptophyta, Magnoliopsida, Poales, Poaceae. Gene Ontology annotation, molecular function: chlorophyll(ide) b reductase activity. The record is from RefSeq and is marked provisional.
AUCUAUACAAACCAAACUCGCGCUCCAGACCACAGCUCACCCUCACCUGCGACCUGCGCGCAUUCACAGCCGCCGGCGCCACACGUGCCCGCGCGCCGGGCGCCACCUCUCUCCCAUCCACCAGCCUUCCUCUCCCGGGCCAGGCGGCGCCCCUCAAUGGCCGCCACCUUCACCGUCGCCGCCCGCCUCCCGCUGCGGGGCCCCGCGCGCGCUCCGUCCCGGCCGGCCGUCGCUGCUGUAACCCGGCUUCGAAGCCGGCAGGAGCGGCGCGGCCUAGCAGCGACAGGCGGGAGGGGACCUGCCCGGGUUCGGGCCGAGACUUUCUCCGGUGGUGGAGGCGUGGGGCGGAGGGACCCCAUGGCGCCGCCUUACAAUGUCCUCAUCACCGGCUCUACGAAAGGUAUAGGAUAUGCAUUGGCAAGGAAAUUUCUGGAGGCUGGUGAUAACGUUAUAAUCUGCUCGAGAUCAGCUCAAAAGGUAGAAUCUGUGGUCGGUGACUUGAAGGAGGAGUACGGAGAGCAACAUGUGUGGGGAACUGUCUGUGAUGUUAGAAAUGGAAAGGAUGUAAAGGCACUUGUGGAGUUUGCACGUGACAAACUUAAGCAUAUUGAUAUAUGGAUCAACAAUGCUGGAUCAAAUGCAUAUACAUACAAACCACUAGUGGAGACCUCUGAUGAGGCUCUCAUGGAAAUCAUCACCACUAACACCCUUGGAUUGAUGAUAUGUUGUCGUGAGGCAAUAAAUAUGAUGAGGAACCAACCUCGAGGUGGUCACAUAUUCAACCUUGAUGGUGCUGGUUCUGAUGGAAGGCCAACUCCAAGAUUUGCUGCAUAUGGUGCAACAAAGAGAAGUGUUGUGCAUCUUACGAAGUCACUUCAGGCUGAAUUGCAGAUGAAUGAAGUGAAUAAUGUGAUGGUGCACAAUCUAUCGCCUGGCAUGGUCACAACAGAUCUUCUUAUGUCUGGUGCAACUACAAAACAAGCAAAAAUUUUCAUCAAUAUAUUAGCUGAACCUCCUGAUGUGGUUGCAGACUACCUUGUUCCAAACGUCAGAGAAAUCCCUACCAAGCAAUCCAUGAAGCCAACCUACAUUCGUUUCCUCACAGGCUUGAAGGCCUACUCAAGAAUUUUUUCUAGACUUGCUUUUGGUGCUAGGAGAAACAAGUAUGUUACUGAAGAUUAGUUAUGCUGCCAGCUUCCAACUGAAGAGAUUAGGAACAAUUCUUUUCAUUAAGCGUCACUUACUUUUCUCAUAAGAUGGGAUGUAUUACAGAUGUCAUCUCAUGAGAACAGUGAUAUACUCUUCUGUACAGUAGUAGCAAUUUUUUUAGUAAA